UGGGACAAUCAUUCUUGCAUUGGACGGCUUUCUCAACGUGUUGGGAACGUUUGAACAUUCUCCUCGAGAAAUCAGUAAGCCGUCGACUUAUCUCGUGCGUAUAUCGUUAUUCUGCGCUACAUUACCUGGAUUUGUAGGACAGAUUCAUCUGUGAAUAAACGGUCAAGAAAUAUCGUAAUGUGAUAUAACUUUUUUUACUGAAUAAAAAUAUUAUUUCAACUUUUGAAAACAAUUAACUGUACGUUCCAACUAACUAUGGAAAAUAUACUAUCGCAGAUUAGCAAAUGCAAGAAAAAUCAAUAUAUACCGACACCCCGUAUACGCAAAUGUAAAAUUAUUCUUAAAUGAGUGGUUCUGAUAAAUAAUUGUUUUUAAUAUUUAUACAACAAUCGAUAAUAUUAUAUAUUAUAUAGAAAAAGAGGUGAAUAAAUAUAUAAUAACGGUGUACAGGCUACUUUCGAGUGUUACAACCAUGUCAAGUAUAACGUUGCCGACUCGAUACGUCACUAUAGAAGAAGAGUGCAAACGGAAUCCGGAACUCAAAAUGUCAGAUCUGCAAAUGUUGAAAGAUUGGAUGGACAAGCAACCUCAUUUACCAAAUAUAGAGAUGAUGUAUUUUGUUUUAUUUCUUCAUAGCAAUUAUUACCAUCUAGAGUCGACCAAAAAGACAAUAGACAAUUUUUUUACCUCAAGAACGCAUAUGCCGGAAGUGUUCUCCAAUAGAGAUCCGAUUGCAUGGAAAGAACUACGGAAGACUUUCACCGUCGUGGCGGCUGUACCAUUGGAGCAGAAAACUAAAAAGGGAUACAUCGUGACGUUUGGCAAGCUUUUGGAUCCGGAUCCAAGUAAAUUUGACUAUCUUGAGUGUAUGAAGUAUUUAUUUAUGACAUGUGAAGUACAAAAUGUGAUAAGAGGCACCAGUGAGGGACUAGUUAUCAUCAUGGACGCAUCGGGUUUAUCCUUUGGUCAUAUCGCUCGUUUAAAUUUAAUGAAUCUAAAGAAGAUAUUGUACUAUGUACAAGAAGCUAUCCCAGUUCGAUUAAAAGCUAUACACAUAUUCAAUACUGUGCCCAUAAUAGACACGCUAUUGAAUAUGAUAAAGCCUUUUGCGAAAGCAGAAUUGCUCAAGCUUGUGCACUUCCAUUCAAGCUUGGAGACUGUGCAGGAGUUUCUGCCCAUCGAAGCUUUGCCAAACGAAUACGGCGGAAAAGCGGGAUCUAUCGAGGAAAUAGUUACAAAGCACGUCAAAUUAUUGGAAGAAUUCCGCGAAUGGUUUCAAUACGACGAACUUGUUGGACGGGUGAAUGAAUCUCUGCGAGUGGAGAAAUGCCAAAAUACGGAAAGUUUGUUCGGUGUGGACGGUAGUUUUAAAAGAUUGGAGAUUGAUUAACCGAAUAAAUACGAAGUUAAAUAUCUUUAAA
Messenger RNA from Formica exsecta, 1421 nucleotides. Its product is annotated as alpha-tocopherol transfer protein-like. The transcript is spliced from 4 exons. Gene Ontology annotation, cellular component: membrane. The record is from RefSeq and is a predicted model, not a curated record. The coding region runs from base 473 to 1390 and encodes 305 amino acids. NCBI's taxonomy places the organism in Eukaryota, Metazoa, Arthropoda, Insecta, Hymenoptera, Formicidae. Gene Ontology annotation, molecular function: phosphatidylinositol bisphosphate binding.